GUCAUAAUCAUGUCGUGUGUGCGUGCUUCGGGUCACGGGGUUGGCUUUGUUUCAGAUAUCCGGCGGAUGAACGUUGCUCUUACCCGUGCGAGAAGAGCUCUGUGGGUGAUGGGAAAUGCCUCUGCUCUGAUGAAGUCUGAGGACUGGGGAGCGUUGAUCACUGACGCAAGAGCCAGGAACUGUUUUAUGGAAAUGGACUCUCUUCCCCAGGAUUUUCCAAUUCCUCAAGCACCUAGUUAUAAUCCCAAGGCAACUAGUGCAAGAGAUUUCAGAUCAGGUGGACCAAGAAUCGAAUCUUUUGAUAUGCAAACUGAAUCCAGGUCGAGGACAGCACCACCAGAAAAUGAUGAGAAGUUGAAGACAUCGACAUUUGCAAAAAGUGAUCAUUUUCAAAGGGACAAAUCACUGGAUGAUGAUUUUGAUAUGUCUGGGGAUAAGUAUAGGAAUUCCUGGCAGCAUGGGAAUCAGAGGAAGCAAAAUUUUGGACAGGCUUUGGCGAGAAGAGACUAGUUAUCCUCAAAUUACAUUUGAUUUGAUAUCUGGAGGGGGUAGACAUGAAGUCUGCUACAGGGUAACAAUAUUACGUCGAAGCUGCACCCUUCAGACGUCCAGAUCAUAGGCCUUCACACUGAAUUUACGUUGAAGCUGCAUUUGUGUCUCAAU
Molecule: messenger RNA, 663 nt
Organism: Camelina sativa (false flax)
Lineage: Eukaryota; Viridiplantae; Streptophyta; Magnoliopsida; Brassicales; Brassicaceae
Source: RefSeq, a predicted model, not a curated record